Messenger RNA from Pseudonaja textilis, 841 nucleotides. Lineage: Eukaryota; Metazoa; Chordata; Lepidosauria; Squamata; Elapidae. The record is from RefSeq and is a predicted model, not a curated record.
AGGAAGAUCACUUGGAUCCACAGCAAAUCCCCAGAUCUUCUCCCACCACAUGUUCACUGAAGCUGAGGGUCGAAUACGUCUUCCGUGAUGUGCCACAUAGAUGCUGCCCAGAGUGCAGGAUUUCUCAACCUUUGGCACCUUUCAGAUAUGUGGACUUCAGCUCCCAGAAUUCCCCAGCCAGGCGCCCCCCAGCCAUGGAGGACAAGCGCAACAUCCAGAUCAUCGAGUGGGAGCACCUGGACAAGAAGAAGUUCUACGUCUUCGGGGUGUGCAUGACCAUGAUGAUCCGCAUCAGCGUCUACCCGUUCACCCUGAUACGGACGCGGCUGCAGGUCCAGAGGGGGAAGAGCCUCUACAACGGCACUUUCGACGCCUUCGUCAAGAUCCUGAGGGCCGAAGGGGCGGCCGGGCUCUACCGGGGCUUCCUGGUCAACACCUUCACCCUCAUCUCCGGCCAGUGCUACGUGACCACCUACGAGCUCACCCGCAAGUACGUCUCGCAGUACAGCAGCAGCAACACCAUCAAGUCGCUGGUGGCCGGCGGCUCGGCCUCCCUGGUGGCCCAGAGCAUCACGGUGCCCAUCGACGUGGUCUCCCAGCACCUGAUGAUGCAGCGCCUGGGCAACAGCAUGGGCCGCUUCCGCGUGCAGCCCCACCAGGGCAAGCGGUUGCCCGUCUUCGGCCAGACCCGGGACAUCAUCGCCCAGAUCUUCAAGGCCGACGGGCUGAGGGGCUUCUACAGGGGCUACGUGGCCUCCCUCCUGACCUACAUUCCCAACAGCGCUGUCUGGUGGCCCUUCUACCACUUCUACGCAGGUAAGUAGGAGGGUUUCCGGCAGGC